ACGCAGCAGUCCCCCAUUUCCACCCCUCGGUCAUCCUCCUCUGCUUCCCUCGCAUCUCUCUCUCGUCAGGGCAGCAGGAGCGGGGGCAGGGCAAGGAGGAAGGAACCCCACCCACCAACCCGCCCUUCCUCCUCCCCUGCUACCAUCGCGGCCUCGCUGAGCAGAGCUGGGAUGGCGGACAUCAUCCCGGACGCCAUCAAGAGAUACACCCCUCCCGUGCACAGGAAUCGUGCAAACAAUCGGCACAAGUCUGGAGAUAGGACCGACAAGGCUAAUUAUUCGUUCAGUAAUGAUGGGGAGAAGAGCCAUGUUCCUUCAUUAAAGAACCUUCCUCCAAUUGUUCAUCAUGAAACAUUCUUCAGCAACGUCCAGAAUGACUACAAUCAAACGAGAUUAGUACCUUUGGAGGGAUGUUCUGCCAGUGAGGCUUCACAGCUUCUCAGUGACCGUUGGGCUGCCGCAAUGAACUUGUACAAUGAUCAAUCAAUUGAUUCCUCGGAGAAACCAGUAAUGUAUUCUGGAUCUACUGGGUCAUCAUGGGGUCACCUGAAACUUCCUCAUCAGAUGAACUUCAUUGAAGAGUUGCGCCGUGCAGUUGAUGCUCAAGCAGGGACUGCACCGCCUGUCAACUCAUGGAACUAAUCAAACCCAGCAUCUGCAUCGUUAAAAUGUUGUGAUUAAUUUGUGGAAGGCAGGCUAUUUGCCAGUUUUUUGUGCGUUGUAUCUCAUAAUUAAACUGCACGCAUGCUGUGAAAAAUACUUUAGUCUAACCUGCAGCUGCUGGGGUUUCUUCUGGAAACGCCAUUGGUUAGAAUGUAUCAAUUCUUUUUCAGAAUCUAA
Messenger RNA from Phragmites australis (common reed), 840 nucleotides. RefSeq lists its product as uncharacterized. NCBI's taxonomy places the organism in Eukaryota, Viridiplantae, Streptophyta, Magnoliopsida, Poales, Poaceae. The record is from RefSeq and is a predicted model, not a curated record. The transcript has 6 exons. The coding region runs from base 172 to 642 and encodes 156 amino acids.